AUGUCUGCAAAACAACGUACAGGGAUUCUGUCCAGAUUUGGUCCAUCAGAAAGGAUCCUGGAGCUGGCGCAGCACAAAACCUCAAAGACUAUUUGGGAGACGACUCCUUGUGAGAAGGUGAUUUGGGGCAACCAGGAUCCGAUAUGGCCGCUUUCUGCAUCAGGAGCCGCUCCAAGUGCAAGAAUCCAAUACCUGUCCAGACACAAAAGAGACUUCUCAGCAAGGGAGGACCCCCGCAGGAAGGAGGAGGAAGAUGAGGAAGAGGAGGAGGCGAGUUUCUCCAGGAAGACCCCACGUCCUUCCUCCAAACCAUCCCAGUACGAGCACAUUGUCCGCCUGUCGACACCCGGGAGCAGGAGGCGCAGCGCCCAGGAAAACCGGCCUCCUCACACUCCUCACUGUGAGAGGAGUUGUCCCAUUUGGCACGUCGACCCCCGCCUGAAAACCUCUGCAGUGAUAACACCGAGACUCCUGCAGCUCUCCAUCCCAAAACUCAUCCGUCCGGACUUCCACAGCAACAGAGAGAGCGUUGCCUCCAUCGUUUCUUUUGCUUCAAAGACGGCUCAAAUCCCUCCGCGGCUGAUCAGACUGUCUCUGCCCCGACUGAAGCAGAGCAACAUCUGCCUCCAGAUCGGACCUCCAGCCGACUCAAUCUGGACCGUUUCAAAGGCGGCGAGGAAAGCCACAGCGAGUGAUCGAGUUGAAAUGUUAGCGACACCGAAACAGCUUUCCAAAAACUACAUCCCUCCUCGAGAUCCAGAGUGGAGCAGAAACACCGUCCUGUCCUCCUGAGCGUCCGUCAACAAGUCCACCAAGUCAGAGUUUAUAGAGUGUGGAUCCUUUUGAGGAGAAUUCAACGUCACCUGAAGCAGAAAACUGUUGGUCGAAAUGGUGAAUAACAGUAAUGACGAGCAUUUAACUUCCAUUCAAUGUUUUUCGAAUGAUUUUGAAAAGCUUUAUUUCAAGCCCUGAUGUCAUAAAGCACCUUUUUACUUUAUUUGAUUGUACAUUGAUACAUUUUACUCUCUGUUUUUGUAUGCACCACAUAUAAACAAGAAAAUGCCUCGUAUGUGUAAACCUACUUGGUAAUAAAACCCAUUCUGAUUGUGCCGUUAUAUUGGCUUUGCUACAUGAUUGCUCUGUCCUUCUGUAUGUAUGUUAAGUCUGUUUUUAAAGAGUGCUAUGAAAUUAAAUGUAUUCAUAUCAUGUGUCAAUUCAAUGAGAGCAAACAUACCAGGAUCAAGACAUUGGGUUAGGGUUAGGGAUCCAAGCUUAACGACAAUAAAAAUAGAGUGUUUUUAUUUGUCCUUUCUUUGAUACUUUGAUCCUGUUUUGCUCAACUGUGGUUGUUUUAAAUAUGCUAUAUAAAUGAACUAGAUUUGUACCGUGAUAAAAAUGUUGAAUAUGUUAAAAUCCCUCCAGAGUUUGAGACGUCUGGAGGGGAAAUGUGAGUGAGAACAGAUAACAUUUAUAUGUCUGUUUCUCUCUUGAUGACAUUGCCAUGUGUCUAAAGACUUGAAUAGAACAUCUGGACUGCAGUACUAUACCUCAUGAAUGAUUUGUUGUUUUAAAUCUCAGACAUUUUAAAUA
Molecule: messenger RNA, 1590 nt
Organism: Gymnodraco acuticeps
Lineage: Eukaryota; Metazoa; Chordata; Actinopteri; Perciformes; Bathydraconidae
Gene: spmap2l
Product: testicular haploid expressed gene protein-like
Exons: 8
Coding region: 1-792 (263 amino acids)
Source: RefSeq, a predicted model, not a curated record